Coccomyxa subellipsoidea C-169 is the source of this 915-nucleotide messenger RNA. RefSeq names its product family A G protein-coupled receptor-like protein. Lineage: Eukaryota; Viridiplantae; Chlorophyta; Trebouxiophyceae; Coccomyxaceae. Gene Ontology annotation, cellular component: plasma membrane. The record is from RefSeq and is a predicted model, not a curated record. Gene Ontology annotation, biological process: monoatomic ion transport. The transcript is spliced from 9 exons. The coding region runs from base 1 to 915 and encodes 304 amino acids. Gene Ontology annotation, molecular function: monoatomic ion channel activity.
AUGGCUGUUCACCAGAUCGGAGAGGGCGGCCUGGUCAUGUACUGGGUCACCUUCGGUUUGAUGGCCUUCAGCGCCCUUGCAUUCGCGGUCAUGACUUUCACCAGACCGCUCAACAAGAGGAGCCACGGAUAUAUCACGCUGGCCAUCGUCACCAUCGCAGCCAUUGCAUACUACGCAAUGGCGGCCAGCGGCGGCAAGGCGCUGGUAUCCAACCCGGACGGCAACCUGCGUGACAUCUACUACGCGCGAUACAUCGACUGGUUUUUCACCACUCCUCUGCUGCUUCUGGACAUCAUUCUCCUGACCGGCAUCCCCAUCGGCGUCACCCUCUGGAUUGUGCUUGCUGACGUGGCGAUGAUCAUGCUGGGCCUCUUUGGCGCGCUGUCCACCAACAGCUACCGCUGGGGUUACUACGGCGUCUCCUGCGCAUUCUUCUUCGUCGUUCUCUGGGGCCUCUUCUUCCCGGGAGCCAAGGGCGCCCGCGCUCGCGGCGGCCAGGUGCCCGGGCUGUACUUUGGACUGGCGGGCUACUUGGCGCUGCUGUGGUUUGGUUACCCCAUCGUGUGGGGUCUGGCAGAGGGAUCAGACUACAUCUCUGUCACUGCUGAGGCUGCUUCAUAUGCUGGGCUGGACAUUGCUGCCAAGGUGGUGUUUGGCUGGGCAGUAAUGCUGUCUCACCCCCUCAUUGCCCGCAACCAGACUGACGGGAGCCUGCUAAUCAACUCCACGAAUGACCCCUUCGUUGCCAGCACCACACACAUUCCAGAGCGCCAAGGCGGCAUUUUUGGAGGUCUUAUGGGCAAGAAGCGCGGAGCUGGCACCCCUCUGGCAACCAACGAAGGAGUCCCUCGCAAGGCUGCCCCAACGGCUGCCACUACAACUGCUGGCAACCCUGCCACUGCUGCAGAAGUCUGA